This is a messenger RNA of Mytilus californianus (California mussel), 956 nucleotides long. RefSeq names its product transcription intermediary factor 1-beta-like. The record is from RefSeq and is a predicted model, not a curated record. NCBI's taxonomy places the organism in Eukaryota, Metazoa, Mollusca, Bivalvia, Mytilida, Mytilidae. Bases 35 to 949 code for a protein of 304 amino acids. Gene Ontology annotation, molecular function: zinc ion binding. The transcript is spliced from 4 exons.
UGUGCAUUGUACAGUGUAGACGAUAAGAGACAAAAUGGCACAGGCAGCCUUUAAAACAUGCGAGAUUUGUGUUAGUGCUCCAGGAUCACAAUACUGCUUAGAGUGUGAACAAUACUUUUGUGAAAACUGUAAAACCUUACAUAAAAGGCAGAACAUGUCGAAAAAUCACCAGUUUCAAUCUUCUUCGGACGUUAUCCCGGAAGGUAAAUCAAAAUGUAAAGACCACCAUGAAGACGUAAGUUUUGUGUGUAAUACCUGUAAUGUAGCAGUUUGCAGCAGUUGUGUGACAGGAAGUCACAAACGGCACGAUUUCUCAAAGCUUUAUGACAGCAUCGCACGUCUGAAAGCGAAGAAUGAAAAAGAACUGCGUAGAAAGGUACAAGAGGCAACCAAAAAUAUGAAAAAUUUCGAAGAAGGUAUAAAGACAUUUGAUGUAAAGGUGGAAGUAGUAGUUAAAGCUAUUACAGAAGAAGGUACACAGAUAAAGGCUAUGAUUGAUAAAUGUAUCGCAGAGAUGAUUGCAUCGGUCAGAGAUCAAUCCAGGACGGAAAAGGAUAAAUUGAAAAGGAUCAUUGCAGAUACUAAAAUUGAUUUGAAGGCAGGAAGCGACUUAGACAAGAAGAUAUAUGAACUGGACAAGACACGAAACGAUGAAAAAUUGUUACAGUCUCUUCAGAAACUUGCGGAUGACAUUGAGAAGCUGACGAUAGAGCCUAUAUUCGAGUUCCCUAAUGUACAUUUUACAGCUAGGUCCGCAACAAAUAAUGACAUCAAACAGAUUGUUGGCACAUUCAAGAUAAGUGAAAUGCGUUCAAAACAAAACAGUCUCGUGAUGAAAGAAGUAAUUAAACAAAAGAGUGAAUACGAACACGAUAUGAAACCCAAAGAUCAAGAAAGAUACCUGUACAGAUGUCAACGUUGUGGAAAGGAAGAGAGAACUAACAAGUGAGUAUUAU